This is a messenger RNA of Didymodactylos carnosus, 405 nucleotides long. The record is from the annotation of a GenBank genome assembly. Lineage: Eukaryota; Metazoa; Rotifera; Eurotatoria; Philodinida; Philodinidae.
AUGACAAUGUUGUUUAAGAAACUCGGUAUUAAUUUAGCUCCACAUAAAACACUUGGCCCUUGUUUCGUAUUAGAAUAUUUGGGAUUAAUUUUGGACACGGUUCGUUUUCAAAUUAUAUUACCAGACGAGAAAAAACUUCGUAUUAUUGAAUCUAUUGAAUCCGUUUUACAUAAACGCAUAAUUAAUAAAAGACAACUUUUUAGCCUUCUUGGACAUCUUCAAUUUGCCGUGCUCGCUAUAUUACCCGGUCGUUGGUUUCUGUCAUGUCUUAUAAAACUUUCUACUUCCGUUAAACAACGAUUUCAUAAUGUGACAGUUAGUCAAGAAUGUAAAAAUGAUCUAAUGAUAUGGUUCAAAUUUCUACAAUCAUGGAAUGGUGUGUCAUUUUUAUGCAACCGUCUUUAA